AUGGACAGGCCGAGGGGGCGGGGCGGCGGUGACUCCGCCCCCUCGGCCAGGGGCGGGGCCCGCCCAGCUGUCAGUUACCGGGGGCGGCCCGGCAGGCGGGCGAGCGCUCCUCCUCCGCUGGCUCGUGCUCGCACCGUCUCGCCGCCCGUGGAGAAAGUCCGGGCCGCCGCAGCCGCGUCCCCCGCCGCCUCGCCUCCGCUCUCGUCCCGGCUCGGCUGCCCGCCGGCCCUCUCCGGUCCACGUGAGCGCGAGCGUGCGAGCCACCGACCCCGGGGCAGCCGAGGCGAGCCUUGGGGCUCCCGGGCUCCACUAGGCCUGGGAGUGGAGGGCUCCGAGGCCUGCUUGUCCUGCCGGAGCCCGGGCCGCGGGUGGGGCGGGGCGCAGGCUGCAGCCCGGGAGGCCCCGGGGCCGGCUCCCGCGCCCGGCUGUCAACCGCGGGCUUGGAGGACUCCUGGGAGAGCUGGCUCUCAAGGAUCUGAUUUAGAUUCGUCAGCAGCUCCUAUAAAUACAGUGGAUGUCAACAAUGAAAGUUCCUCAGAGGGUUUCAUAUGUCCCCAGUGUAUGAAAUCUCUUGGCUCUGCUGAUGAACUUUUCAAACACUAUCAGGCAGUUCAUGAUGCUGGUAAUGACUCAGGUCAUGGUGGAGAGGCCAAUCUUGCUUUGACACGAGAUGAUAUAACACUACUCAGACAAGAGGUCCAAGACCUACAGGCUUCACUUAAGGAAGAAAAAUGGUACUCAGAAGAAUUAAAGAAAGAAUUAGAAAAAUAUCAAGGGCUACAGCAGCAAGAAGCUAAACCUGAUGGAUUGGUGCCUGAUUCAUCAGCAGAGCUCCAGUCUUUAGAACAACAAUUAGAGGAAGCCCAGACGGAAAAUUUUAAUAUUAAGCAGAUGAAAGAUCUAUUUGAACAGAAAGCAGCCCAACUUGCUACUGAAAUUGCAGAUAUAAAGUCAAAACAUGAUGAGGAGAAGAGUCUCCGAGAAGCUGCUGAGCAAAAAGUGACACAGUUGACAGGAGACUUAGACAGACAGACAAGUGUGAUUCGGGAUCUGAAAACUGAACUGCUCCAGAGACCUGGUAUAGAAGAUGUUGCUGUACUAAAGAAAGAACUGGUCCAAGUUCAAACACUAAUGGAUAAUAUGACUUUGGAACGUGAGAGAGAAUCUGAAAAACUCAAAGAUGAAUGCAAAAAGUUACAAUCAGAAUAUGCUAAUUCAGAGGCUACAAUAAGCCAACUAAGGAGUGAACUUGCCAAAGGCCCCCAAGAAGUUGCAGUAUAUGUUCAGGAAAUACAAAAACUUAAAGAUUCAAUUAAUGAAUUAACACAAAAAAACCAGAACUUGACUGAGAAGUUGCUGAAGAAGGAACUGGACUACACGCACCUAGAGGAGAAGCACGGGGAAGAGUCGGUGAGCAGGAAGAACACACAGGCGGCCCUGCAGCAGAGGGACCUGGACUGCCAGCAGCUUCAGGCCAGGCUGGCUGCCUCCGAAGGCUCCCUGCAGAGGGUCCAGGCCGAGCUCAGUGAGAAGGGAGAGGCUGCUCAGAGGCUCAGAGAGGAGCUGCGGGAAGCGGAGAGCAGGCACCAGCACCUUAAGGCCGAGUGUAAGCAGCUGCAGCAGCAGCGCGAAGAGAAGGAGCAGCAUGGGCUGCAGCUGCAGGGGGAAGUCAGUCAGUUACAUAGCAAACUCCUGGAGACGGAGCGGCAGCUGGGGGAGGCCCAGGGCAGGCUAAAGGAGCAGAGGCAGCUGUCCAGUGAGAAGCUGAUGGACAAAGAGCAGCAAGUGGCUGCGCUCCAGCUCCAGCUCUCCCGGCUGGAAGAGCAGUUGAAGGAAAAGGUAACAAAUUCCACUGAAUUGCAACAUCAAUUAGAAAAAUCCAAACAGCAGCAUCAAGAACAGCAAGCUCUCCAGCAGAGCACCACGGCCAGACUCCGAGAAGCCCAGAAUGAUUUGGAACAAGUGUUGCGUCAGAUUGGUGAUAAGGACCAGAAGAUCCAGAACCUGGAAGCUUUACUGCAGAAGAGUAAAGAAAACACUUCCUUACUAGAAAAGGAAAGAGAGGAUCUUUACGCCAAAAUCCAAGCUGGCGAAGGAGAGACGGCUGUUCUUAACCAGCUGCAAGAGAAAAACCACACACUACAACAGCAACUGACUCAACUAGCAGAGAAGCUGAAGAAUCAGUCGGAAAGCCAUAAGCAAGCCGAGGAGAAUCUGCAUGACCAGGUACAGGAACAGAAGGCACAUCUCCGAGCCGCACAAGACCGCGUUCUUUCCCUGGAAACCAGUAUUAAUGAACUGAGCAGCCAGCUGAAUGAGAGCAAGGAGAAGGUCUCCCAGCUCGACGUCCAGAUUAAAGCCAAAACUGAAUUAUUACUAUCAGCAGAAGCAGCCAAAACUACUCAAAGAGCUGAUCUUCAGAAUCAUUUGGACACAGCUCAAAAUGCAUUACAAGAUAAACAGCAGGAGUUGAAUAAGGUCACUGCGCAGCUGGAUCAGGUCACUGCGAAGUUCCAGGAGAAGCAGGAACAUUGCAGUCAGCUAGAGAACCAUCUCAAGGAAUUCAAAGAGAAGAAUCUCUCUUUAGAACAAAAGGCUGAAGACUUAGAAGGCCAAGUUAGGAAACUAGAAGCUGAUGCUCUUGAAGUUAAAGCAAGCAAGGAGCAGGCCUUGCAGAGUCUGCAGCAGCAGCGGCAGCUGAACACGGAGCUCGAGCUCAGAACCGCAGAGCUGAGUAAACAGCUUGAGGAGGAGAAGGAAAUAGUAUCCAGUACAAAAUUAGAUCUGCAGAAUAAAUCUGAAUCCCUUGAAAAUAUUACACAAACUCUUACCAAGAAAGAGGAAGAAAAAGUUAUUUUGAAACAAGAAUUUGAAAAGUUAAGUCAAGAUGCAGAGAGGCAGCGCACGGAGCUGGAUGGCCGAGUCCGGGCAGCAGUCGCGGACCUGAGAACGGUGGAGGAGCAGAAGGCCGCUCUGAUGGCCGAGCUGUCCUCAACAAAGGAACGGUUGUCCCAAGUUUCCGAGUCUUUAAAGAACUCCAAGAGUGAAUUCGAGAAAGAGAAUCAGAAAGGAAAAGCUGCUUUAUUAGAUCUGGAAAAAGUUUGUAAAGAAUUAAAGCAUCAGCUGCAAGUACAGACAGAAAGUUCACUCAAGGAGCAGAAUGAACUGAAAAAGUCACUUGAAAAAGAGAAAGAGACUUCUCAACAGUUGAAGGCAGAGCUCGGCUCACUCAGGGCAGAGGUCGCACAGGCUCGAAGUGCAUUAGAACAGAAGGAGAAGGAGAGGCAGCAGCUUCUGGGGGACAUAGACCGGCUAACGCAGGCGACCGAACAGAAGAGCGGGCAGAUUGAAGUGCUUCAAGGGGAAGUCAAAAGCGCUGUUUCUCAAAAGACAGAGCUGGAGAACGCGCUGCAGCGGCUCUCAUCUCAGGCGGCCCAGGAGCGCGCGGCAGAGAGAGAAAAGCUGGCCGCCUUGCAAGGCACCUACGACAAGUGCCAGGACAGCCUGAAACAGCUGCAGUCGGAUCUCUACGGCAAAGAGUCGGAGCUUCUGGCCACCAGGCAAGACCUGAAGUCUAUAGAAGAGAAGCUCUCUCUGGCACAAGAAGACUUGAUUUCAAACAGAACUCAAAUUGGAAACCAAAAUAAGUCAAUUCAGGAACUGCAGGCUGCCAGGGCUGCUGUGGAGCAGGACUUGGCAAAGCGAGAGCAGCUGCUGAAGGAGCGGAGUAAAGCCCUGCAGGACGCCCAGAGAGAAAAGUCAGUGAAGGAAAAAGAACUAGUGAAUGAAAGGUCUAAAUUGGCAGAGCUGGAGGAAAUUAAGUGUAGACAAGAAAAAGAAAUGACGAAGCUCAGUGAAGAACUCAAGUCGCACAAGGAAGAAAGCAUGAAGGAAGUAGCAAAUCUCAAGGAUGCCAAACAACUUUUGAUUCAGCAGAAACUAGAACUUCAAGGCAAAGCAGACUCGCUGAAGGCAGCGCUUGAGCAGGAGAAGGAAAGUCAGCGGCUGCUGCGGGAGCAGGCGGCGAAGGAGGAAGAGAGACGGAGGGCCGAGUUCUCUGAGAAGGAGGCCAAGCUGCAUUCGGAAAUAAAAGAAAAGGAAGCGGGAAUGAAGAGACACGAAGAGAACCAGGCCAAGCUCACUAUGCAGGUCACAACCCUGAAUGAAAACUUGGGCACUGUGAAGAAGGAGUGGCAGUCUAGUCAGCGGCGAGUUAGCGAGCUGGAGAAGCAAACGGAUGACCUGCGGGGGGAGAUUGCUGUCUUAGAAGCAACGGUUCAGAACAACCAGGACGAAAGGAGAGCAUUGCUAGAAAGAUGUCUUAAAGGAGAAGGUGAAAUAGAAAAGCUGCAGACCAAAGUUCUAGAACUGCAAAGGAAGCUGGAUAACACGACCGCGGCUGUGCAGGAGCUGGGCAGAGAAAACCAGUCCCUCCAGAUUAAACAAACGCAAGCGUUGAACAGAAAGUGGGCAGAGGACAAUGAGGUGCAGAACUGUAUGGCCUGUGGGAAAGGCUUUUCAGUCACAGUGAGACGGCAUCACUGCCGACAGUGUGGCAAUAUCUUCUGCGCUGAGUGUUCAGCUAAAAACGCCUUAACGCCUUCUUCGAAGAAGCCUGUUCGUGUCUGUGAUGCAUGUUUCAUUGAUUUGCAAGGGUAGUGGGGGAUCACAGCUGCAGAGUAGUGUCACACUAACAUUAGACCUCUAAUACAUUGGAUGUGCUCUCUGGUUGCACACUAGCCAAGUUGGAAUUCAUAUAUUUUGGAAUGUUACCAAUGUCAAGUAAAAGUUCUAUUUUUGUGAGAUUGGGUUCAGUUUUGAUGAUGUUUGUCCACUUACUCCCUAAACAGCUUUCAUGCCAAGGUCAGAAUUAGCCAAUGAAAUGUAAAUAAUCUUUGGAUGGAAAAUAGCAAUGUAUUUUUUAAAUAUAAUUUAAUUAUUCACAAAUGAUGAAUAUACUUCCUUAGUUUCUUCCUCUCAAAUUAUGUGUACAAAAUGUAUGGCUGGUUGUUAUCGUUUGCUGUGGUUUCUGUUGCACAAUAACAGUGAUUAUAUCACGUAUCCUCCUGGUGGAGUCAUGCACAGGAGUGUCACACCUGUUUGUCUCCUGUAUAGAUCUGUAGCUCAGUUACGGUGUGAUGUCAUACACCGAUUACUUGAGUGUUCUGAAGCAGUUGAUGCUAAAACGAUGUGCUAACCAUGAAUUCAAGCAUGGUUUUUGUUUUGGCAGUAUUGAUUAAAUUCUCAAGUAGAUUUGAUGGACUCCUAUGUAAAAUUAAGUGGUUCACUUUAUGGUACUUCUGAGAUUGUAUUUCCAAAACUAGAGUGAAUUUAUAUUUCUCUGUCUUAUUUUAGACCCCCAUGCACUAUCCCCUAAGCUAUUGUCUAAAACUUCCCACCCUGAGCUGGA
Peromyscus eremicus (cactus mouse) is the source of this 5410-nucleotide messenger RNA. It is a transcript of the gene Eea1, whose product is annotated as early endosome antigen 1. The transcript is spliced from 30 exons. Gene Ontology annotation, molecular function: metal ion binding; 1-phosphatidylinositol binding. NCBI's taxonomy places the organism in Eukaryota, Metazoa, Chordata, Mammalia, Rodentia, Cricetidae. Bases 1 to 4659 code for a protein of 1552 amino acids. The record is from RefSeq and is a predicted model, not a curated record. Gene Ontology annotation, cellular component: early endosome. Gene Ontology annotation, biological process: endocytosis.